Messenger RNA from Drosophila bipectinata, 1000 nucleotides. RefSeq lists its product as uncharacterized. NCBI's taxonomy places the organism in Eukaryota, Metazoa, Arthropoda, Insecta, Diptera, Drosophilidae. The record is from RefSeq and is a predicted model, not a curated record.
UCAAAUAAUGAGCUCGAAACGAAAACUCUGUUUUCGAUCGGGUGGCGGCCAGGACGAUCUGGAAGUUGGCUCAACAAGGAUCAAGGAAGCUCGGAUUACCGAUAUCUGCAAUGAUUCCAGCUCGCCAGGAAGAAAGGUCUUGGUGGAGCCCAUCCAGUACAAUCGUACCCCAUCAAGGUUUAAGAAUUCCUGGAAAACUUUAAAAACAUCCAGAAUCUGCGUUACCCAACUGGAUGCCGAAGAGGACACUGCCACUUCCACGUCCACGCAGCUACUUAAUACCAGUUGGCCAGGAAUGAAGCGUCGGGCCAAGGCAUUACCUAUUCACCAGACCUAUACUAGAUUCCCCAAGUCCCCAAAAUUAGCAUCAACCACUGAUAAAUUGCCGAAAAAAUUAACCAGCUCUUUCAAGACAUCUCAGAUUUGGACAGAGUUGAUGAAUACAUCACUGAAUGCAUCGCUGAACGAAUCAAACUGCUCGGACUUAUCCGAAGAUAGUUUCAUUGAUUCUUCGCCAAUAACCCAACUAGUUCCUGAUCAAUCCCCGUCUCACUACAUUCCUUCAAGCCAAAAGAAGUCUACUCCGAAACUCCAAAGCCGCGUCAUUAAAGGAGGAUUCGCUGAUGAGUUUGUGAAAAUGGUAAAGAAUGUUCGCAUGGGUCAGCGACAUAUGAAAACAAUGAAUCCGACUCACAAGGUAACAGUGCUAGACAUAUCCCAGGAACAUGGCCUUUCAAUGGUCUUAGUUGAACCUGUGAAUGGUACAAACAGUGGAAACAACUUUAAUAUUCUACUGCCAUCUAGCUUGGCAGGUGUUACUGUUGGAUCUACACUGCAAUUCUAUUUGGAUCCCAAAAACAAACCUCUCCAAUUGAGGAACAAUCAACUGGUGUUUUGCCAACCUCUCAAUGUUGUUGUAGGGUAAAGACUUUUCUAUUUGAAACGUUUGAAAAUGAAAUAAUCAUGUUAAUUAUUUAAGUAUUAUCCUAAUGGAAGUUUU